CAGCACAAACCGACUCGGUGAGAGUGAAACUGGACUAUCUUGCAAAAACACUUUGAGCAAACACACCGCUCAAUGGAAAGCAUCUGAUAAGGGCUGCUGCGCUUCUGGCAGUGUGGGCAGGAAGACUUCAGUGCUUCUAUUAGGUCUUUGGCUUUGCUGGGGCUGUCUGACUCCUCUCGCCGGGGGAGACGCCAUGUCCACGACCCUCUGCCAAGUGAUGGGGUUCCUUGUCUCAUCGCUGGGUGUUGUGGGGUGCAUCAUGUCCACUGCCAUGGAUAUGUGGAGCACGCAGGACUUGUACGACAACCCGGUGACGGCCGUCUUUCAAUAUCAGGGACUGUGGAGGAGCUGCGUGCGGCAGAGCUCUGGCUUUACAGAAUGCCGGCCAUAUUUCACCAUUCUUGGGCUGCCAGCAAUGUUUCAGGCUGUGAGGGCCCUUAUGAUUGUGGGUAUCGUCCUGGGCAUCCUUGGCCUCUUUGUGUGCAUUUUUGCUAUGAAGUGCAUCCGAAUUGGUACCAUGGAGGAUUCUGCAAAAGCCAAUAUGACUCUGACCUCUGGCAUCAUGUUUAUUAUUGCUGGUCUGUGUGCCAUCACUGGAGUGUCUGUGUUUGCCAACAUGCUGGUCACAAACUUCUGGAUGUCCACAACCAACAUGUACCAGGGAAUGCAGAAUGUCCAGAAUAGGUACACCUUUGGCUCAGCCCUCUUUGUUGGCUGGGUAGCGGGAGGCCUGGCCUUUGUAGGAGGAAUCAUGAUGUGCCUUGCUUGCAAAGGAAUGAUUCCAGAAGAAUCCCGUUACAAGGCGGUGUCCUACAACGCAUCAGGACGGAAUAUCUCCUACAGAACAGGACCAUAUAAAGCUGCUUCAGGGUACGAACCUGAAAUGAAGACUAGAAAGGGUCCAGCGUAUGAAGAAGCUCCUCGGAGCGAGGAUGCAGGACGCUCGUACCCUUCAAAAUAUGACUAUGUCUAGUAGACUUCCUAGGCUUGAGAUUUGCUGUAUUUUAUAGAACGUUUUUCACUUUAGACACAAAAAGUAUACACAAAUAAGGCAGUCUGUAAAUAGGAUUUUGUUUUCUAUUGUUUUUCCCCUCCUCAAAAGCAGUACCCUAACCACGUUACUUUUAUUCUUCUGCCUGCUGGCAUAACCACCAUGAGGAGGCCUGUAACAAAAGCAGUGUCUUUUUCUGUUCUCAGAAUACAACUGUUUCCUCAUGUUUUACAUAUAAACUCUGACUGUCAGGACCAGGAUUCUGCCUUGUGCUGUCUACUAGUUCUUCUAAUAGGUUUAAAUUCUCAUUAGUGAUGACCCUGAUAGAGUUUGUAGUCCAGACACAGCCACUUGAAUGUCUGUGGAUGAAAAGUACAUUAUGAAAUUGCAUACAAAAAAAGCCUAAAGAAAUCAAGAAGCCAAAUCACACACACUGCGAAAAGCAGAAAUUACAAUAUGGAAGUCUUAUUAUUUUGUUGUAAGAAAACUCAGCUCUGUCCCUUUGGCUAUGGCCAAUACAUACAGAACCAGCAGUCAUGGCAUUUUCCUCCCUGGCAGUGUUUCUAGUCAGACUCACCUUUAUUUUGCUGGUGGUACUACAGUGCUGAUCUGCUGUGAUAUUUAAUCUGACUUAUGUUACUUAGACAUUUGCUAUUACCCGUGAUACCAAAGUGUAUUUAUUUCUUCUGAUCUCAUUGGGGAAUAGAUAUAAUCCAUUGUUACUCCUAUGCUAGAUAUUUGAUACAAUAGCUGAGAACCUCUGUGUGUGACCAGAGUUCCUGCAGAUGCCAUCAUUAAUGAAACCAGAAGAAUUUCUCAUUUAGAAUUAAUUAGAGUUACAAUUGAGCAGGAAUCCCAGGGAGCAUUAGAUGUGAAAAUCUGCACUAACAUCAGGACUUUCUUGUGUUAAUUCUUCUCCAAAUGAUGUGAAGAUUAAGUCCUUAGUGAGACACUGCCUCUUCUAGCCAACCUGCAAUAGAGGAUGUUUAUUGGAAGGGGUCAGAGGAAGUGACACCAGAGCUCUAGGAAAACAUCUUGGUGCAAAGGGCACUGAGAGAUAAGUUAGGGAAAAACAGGUGUUUAAAACCUCGACCCUUUUUGGUAGACUUUUGCAACAGGUUCUUGUCCUGCUUGUAACAACAGUAAGUUGCCAGGAAUUUGCUGGCAGGUUUGAUUUGGCCAAACACUGAUAUUCCUUCAGGGUGUUCACAUUCUGGAGGCAUCACAGAUAGGGCUGACGCCGGAGUAUGACCUCUGGUAGGUCUCCCUCUCCAGCUUGUAUCUCCUGUGAUGUGUGGGACAGCAGAGAUGGGCUGUCCUGCUCAGCACCAUUACUCCCAG
Molecule: messenger RNA, 2332 nt
Organism: Coturnix japonica (Japanese quail)
Lineage: Eukaryota; Metazoa; Chordata; Aves; Galliformes; Phasianidae
Gene: CLDN18
Product: claudin 18
Cellular component (GO): bicellular tight junction; membrane
Molecular function (GO): structural molecule activity
Source: RefSeq, a predicted model, not a curated record